This is a messenger RNA of Paecilomyces variotii, 999 nucleotides long. RefSeq names its product putative Mn2+ homeostasis protein. Bases 1 to 999 code for a protein of 332 amino acids. Lineage: Eukaryota; Fungi; Ascomycota; Eurotiomycetes; Eurotiales; Thermoascaceae. The record is from RefSeq and is a predicted model, not a curated record. Gene Ontology annotation, molecular function: hydrolase activity, acting on ester bonds. Gene Ontology annotation, biological process: GPI anchor biosynthetic process. Gene Ontology annotation, cellular component: endoplasmic reticulum membrane. The transcript is spliced from 4 exons.
AUGCACCUCACUGCUGGGAAGUGGCAUUUGCGGACCUUUCUGGUCUUCACUAUCUUUGCCCUGUUAAUAGGCCAGUCUGCGGCUUCUCUGGGAGACAGGCUCCCUGAAUUUAAAGAAUGUGUCAAGGUGUGCCAAAUUGAGAAUUGCGAGAAUGGCCGCUCAAGCCUGCCCUUAUACCUCCGUCUCAUGCUAUGGACAUGUCCCGCCGAAUGCGACUACACUUGCCAGCACAUUAUCACCGAUCGCAGAGUCGCCCGCGAGCCGCCCAUGCUGACGCCAGUGGUACAAUUUCAUGGGAAGUGGCCUUUUCGGAGGAUCCUGGGCAUGCAGGAGCCAUUCUCUGUCCUUUUCUCCUUCUUCAACUUCAUGGCUCACCACCAAGGAAUGGCGAAAGUUCGGGAGUCGAUUCCAUCUUCAUACCCUCUUCGCAAAUACUAUCUUGGAUUUGGAUACUGUGGCCUGGCAAGCUGGACUUUUAGCAUGCUGUUCCACACGAGGGAUUUCCCGUUGACAGAAAAGCUGGAUUAUUUUGCGGCCGGCGCCAGCGUUAUGUAUGGGCUUUUCCUGUCCGUCGUCCGGAUCUUCCGUCUCGAUCGAGAGAGCCCACGAUACAAGCCAAGUCUGCGACGCUACUGGAUUACCUUGUGCAGCGUCCUGUACCUGAUGCAUGUUUCUUACCUGAGCUUCUGGUCUUGGGAUUAUACGUAUAAUAUGGCGGCAAACGUUGUCGUGGGAAUCAUUCAGAACAUACUAUGGGUCGGUUUUAGUAUCUAUCGAUACCGGAAACAGCUUAAGUCCUGGACUGCCUGGCCUGGAAUGAUUGUUGGGUGGAUCAUCCUCGCAAUGAGUCUUGAGUUGCUGGAUUUUCCUCCGUGGCACGAACUUAUUGAUGCUCAUAGCCUUUGGCAUCUGGGAACCGUUUUACCCACAGUCUGGUGGUACUCUUUCCUCAUUACAGAUGCCCAGGACGACAUGGCCGGGGAGCGACUAAAAUCUUAA